Molecule: messenger RNA, 2150 nt
Organism: Tetranychus urticae (two-spotted spider mite)
Lineage: Eukaryota; Metazoa; Arthropoda; Arachnida; Trombidiformes; Tetranychidae
Gene: bor
Product: ATPase family AAA domain containing bor
Biological process (GO): mitochondrion organization
Cellular component (GO): mitochondrion
Molecular function (GO): ATP binding; ATP hydrolysis activity; zinc ion binding
Source: RefSeq, a predicted model, not a curated record
CUUUAAUAUGAAGCUUUGAAGCGGUUUAACCUGAAGCACGUGUUUGGUAGUAAACUGUUUUGAGAUUGUGAAUUAAAUUGUGUAAAUUAUAAGUUUGUUGUAAGUGUCAAUCAAAUGUCUUGGUUAUUUGGUUCGAGAAGUUCAUCUGGGGACCAGAAUGUUCCUCCUGGUUUCCCUGUUGGUGGUGGAACUGAGGGAAGCGGUGACAAGGAUGGUAAAGAUAAAGGUUUCUCUGUGCCUAAGGGUUUCAAUUUUGAUUCCACUGGAUUGGAACGUGCUGCGGCAGCGGCUAAGGAAUUAGAAAAGUCUGUGUACGCAAAACAGGCCUUUGAACUUUCCAAGAUGCAAGAAUCAACAAAACAGAUGGAAUUACAGUCUAAACUUAAAGAAUAUGAAGCAGCCUUGGAGCAAGCCAAAGUAGAGCAGAAAAGGAUUGAUUAUGAAGAAAGGAGGAAAACUUUAGCUGAAGAAACUAAACAACACCAAGCUCGAGCUCAAUAUCAAGAUCAAUUGGCUCGAAAACGAUAUGAUGAUCAACUGAUUCAACAACAGCGAGCCAAUGAUGAAAAUUUGCGUCGCCAAGAAGAAUCAGUAGCUAAACAAGAAGCAAUGAGGAAAGCAACAAUUGAACACGAGAUGGAUUUAAGGUCUAAAAAUGAUACAAAAAGGAUAGAAGCUGAAAUGAAAGCUAAAGCAAUUGUGGAAAGAGAAAAUCGUGAUAUAUAUCUUGAACAAAUAAAAGUGAAAGCAGCUGAACAAAGGGUCACAGUUUUAGAAUCCAUUAGAACCGCCGGACAAGUUUUAGGUGAAGGAUUCAAAGGAUUCAUCUCUGAUUGGGAUAGGGUCACAUCAACAGCAGCUAGUUUAACGUUAAUUGCUGCCGGUAUCUAUUCAGCUAAAUACGGUAUCAGUAUCGUUGGCCGUAGUAUAGAGUCAAGGAUUGGUAAACCAUCUUUAGUUCGUGACACGUCAAGGUUAAAUGCAAUUGACAUGGUAAGACAUCCUGUAGAUACAACCAAACGAAUAGUUAUUAGUCGAAAACCUGAAGACGCUUUAAAAGGGGUAAUCUUAAGACCUUCAUUAGAAGAAAGACUGCGGGAUGUUGCGAUUGCCACUAGGAACACCAAAAGGAAUCAGGGUUAUUAUAGAAAUAUACUUUUCUAUGGCCCCCCUGGUACUGGUAAGACUUUGUUUGCCAAAAAAUUGGCCCAACAUUCUGGUAUGGAUUACGCUAUACUCAGUGGAGGUGAUGUUACUCCCAUGGGUGCAGAAGGUGUCACAGCUAUUCAUAAAGUAUUCAAUUGGGCCAAUACUUCGCGCAGAGGACUUUUAUUAUUUGUUGACGAAGCUGACGCUUUUCUUCGAAAACGUAGUUCAAUUAACAUGUCCGAAAACAUGAGGGCAACAUUGAAUGCCUUCCUUUACCGUACCGGUGAACAAUCUACUAAAUUUAUGAUGGUCUUGGCCAGUAAUACACCAGAACAUUUUGAUUGGGCGGUAAAUGAUCGUAUUGAUGAAGUAGUUGAAUUUCAAUUACCAACUUUGGAAGAACGUGAAAGACUAGUCCGACUUUAUUUCGAUAAAUUUGUUCUUCAACCAGCUGCCCAAAGAAAAAGACGUCUUAAAGUGGAACAAUUUGAUUUUGUUACUUCUUGUUCCAAAAUCGCUCAAAUGACCGACGGCUUAUCUGGUCGUGAAAUAUCUAAAUUAGGUGUAGCUUGGCAGGCCUCAGCGUAUGCUUCAUAUGAUGGCAUUUUAACAGAAAAGAUGUUAUUUGAUCGUGUUAAUGAUAUAAUUGAUCAACAUCAACAAAAAAUCUUAUGGGAAACCGAGGACGAAGCCCGUAAACGUAUUCCAUUAAGUUCCAAGGAAGCAUCUUAUACUGUUGUCUCAUCUAACUAAUAUCGUAGUUUGAUAUUUUCGAUUAGUAAUUGUUUUGUCUCGCCUCAGAACGCUUUCAUUUAUUAGAAAGAAUGUGAAGAAUCGCUUUUUUGUAAAAUUAUCAUUUGAUAUAUAUAAAGAAGUGUUUAUAUAUAUAAUAUAAUAUAAUAAUAGACUAUAUGCAAUGUUAGUAUUGAUUUUACUACAUAGUAGUUUAAAGAAAGUUGCUAUCAGACAUCAAUAAUAAUAAAUUUAAUAUUUUCACAUUA